Messenger RNA from Anoplophora glabripennis (Asian longhorned beetle), 7817 nucleotides. RefSeq lists its product as uncharacterized. Lineage: Eukaryota; Metazoa; Arthropoda; Insecta; Coleoptera; Cerambycidae. The coding region runs from base 83 to 7759 and encodes 2558 amino acids. Gene Ontology annotation, cellular component: LUBAC complex. Gene Ontology annotation, molecular function: linear polyubiquitin binding; ubiquitin protein ligase activity; zinc ion binding. The record is from RefSeq and is a predicted model, not a curated record. Gene Ontology annotation, biological process: protein linear polyubiquitination. The transcript is spliced from 23 exons.
GAACAGUUCUGUGUCCGUGUUCUCUUCGGCUAUGUGCAACGGGUUUUAGAAAAUUUUCUUCCUGCCGGGAGUUUUUCCCACCAUGAACAAUAAAAACGAGAACAAAUGGAGGCCUAUGGCCAUAUCGAACCCCUCUACUCGUCUCAGGCUAGCAAGGAACAUGCCGCAGUGGGUGAACAAAUCUGGAAUAAGUGGCAUUCCCCCUCCACCCGUACCAAAGGAAGAGAAAAAUAAACAGUCUAAUCACAAAAACAUCGGUUCUCAUCAGGAGCCUGACUAUGAAGUAAUUGAAUUUGGACAGUAUACAAACGCCCCUCCUUUACCAACAAAAAAUGGAAGUGCACUGCGAGAUGGAAAACAUUGUCAACUAUGUGGAUCUUCAGCGCCUUCCGUACAUUGUGAAGAGUGCAACCAAAUUUUUUGCCUAUCCUGCGACGAUAUGUACCAUAGACAUCCCAAGAGGCAAACUCAUAUUCGAAGAAGAAUGGAGCAAACAAUCCGUCCACCACUGCCACCCAAGGGAGAGCCCCCUUCAGCCCCUGUGCCACCCCCUCGAAGACACCGCCGUUCGGGAUCCACCGGACCGUCCCCAUGCCCCAGUCCCACUCCAAGUAGACACAAUCAGGUAAUGUCGUCGACUUUGCCUAGAAGAGACAACGCAGGGUUUAGCUUAAGAGACAAGAUGUCUAGUUUGAAGAAGGGGCUGAUGGGCAACCGUCCGUUACCGCCAACACCAGGAUCCCCCCCUCACGGGUCAUCUCGUGAUUUCUCGAGAAGUUCCUCGUUUUCCGACGAUUUCAACAGACAGCUGCUGGUUCCCAGCCCUAGCCCGUCGCUCCAGCAACGUUACAGACAACAUCAGUUAGCCAUGCGAGGCACUACGCCUAACCUACCGUCUACUGUUUCCGACUUUGACCAGUCUUUAAGCAGAGAUAGCGGCUAUCCAGACUGGGAACAGGAACAGUGGAAUUCCAGAUUUCGAUCGGGGAGUAUUUCCGGAUCAGAUGCUGGCAGACAAAGGAAACUUAGUAAUACUUCCUGUCCACCUCCAGGAAGGGGGCUUCCCCAUAGCACCUCUGUUUUCGACUUGAACAAUCCCAUGGCUCACCACCACCAUCACAACCUUGUUCCCAUGCAGCAGGCUCAUUCCAUGGCUCAGUUGAACUAUCUUCCUCCUUGUUGCCAAGGAGCUUGGAUGAAUCAAUGUGGUUGUGAAGAUCAACGCGGCAGUAACCUAAGUCUAAACGUUGGCCCGGGUGGUUACCCGAUGAACCCUAUGUGGAUGGGCACCUGGCACGGCCCUCCUCCAUCUGCCAUGUACCCAUACCCGGUACCUAUGGGCCACAUGCACCACGACGCUCGUUCUUGCACACAUUCAAGACCCGCGUCACCAACUCACAGCGUCAAAUCUCGAAAAUCAACCCUUAGCAGGAGGAGCCGGAAGAAAUACAGAGAAGUUGAAGAUACCGACGACGAAGACGACAUAGAUGACAGAAGGUCCACACUCAGUCACAACGACAGAGGUGAAAGGAAGUCCUUGGGGAGCAGAUUUAUAGUAAGAGAGAGACCUUUGCGAGACGCCUCUUCUAUGCCAAGGGAAGUAAUGAGGCGUAACACGAUCGACCGCAUCGAACGAGGUUCGAUUGCUAGAAGUCGUCACAGCAUCCAAGCGUCCUCAAGUGAAACGGACGACGAACACUCCGACAGUCAGAAGGAAAGCGACGUGAUCAAGGAAGAGGGCGAAUCGGAUUACGACAACAACGUUUCCGCGAAGGAAAUCCCUUCUGAAGUACCGAACGCUUCUUGGGAGUGCGAGCAUUGCACUUUUGUCAAUGAAGCCGGCACGAGAGUGUGUUUAGUUUGCUGCAAAACCCCCACUUCUUCCGACGUGAAGAUAGUCAAAGCGGCGGACGAGAUGAAGACACUGCCUAAGAAAAACCACGCUUUGUCUCCGAAGAACCUCCCGGUCUCCAAAUCAAAAUCGAGAGACAAAAUACUGAGGAGCGGCAGCGACGAGUACAGCAAGGAUUACAGCGAGACUGAAUCCGUGCUGAAUAAAAUGGGGAAGUUAAAAAUACCGGAGGCUAAGCCCGCCGAGAGCAAACCCUCCGCCCCCAUCGACGCCAAGAAAGGAAAAGCAGACUCUUUGCCCCGCCGCCAUGAGAGCGAGACGGAAGAUAGACAAAACGAUAUCGUAGAGUCGGAAUCCACGAAUUUGUCCCUGGAAAAUGUGUUGGAAAGUGCGGUAGUGUCGACCGGUGGUGGUGCCAGUGAAGUGCGACAGAACGUAAAAGUGUCGUCGGGAUGUGGUCCCUCGCCGCCUAGGGAGAUGAAAAGUGAGGAAAUCAGUGAGUCGGUUGUUCAUGAGUACGGUGAAUUCGGUAAAAAUGGUGACGGUAAACACAGCUCGGACAAGAGGAUGGUUACUACGUCAACUGGGACUUCUCCGCCGCCACAAAGUAUUUCUACGCAAACGUAUGAGGAUGUUCUGCCACUAGAAAAGGCUCCCAAAAGUCCAAGAACUCCGAGAUCCUCAAGCCGCAACAGUCGUCAAAAAUUAAAACGUUCCCAAUCCCUGCGUACACCGUCUUCCCCGAGGAGAGGCUCGGAAUGGUCUUUACAACGCUCUUCCAGCAGACAAUCGUUUACGAGUGAUUCACAGAGCUUGCCGGGAAGCAGAGAACACAGUCCGGUACCGUACGAAUAUGAAGACGAUCUGUACUAUGACAGAAACUACGGUAGAGAACGGAAGCCACCGGUAAACUCCACUCGGUUGUCGCACAGCACCGUGGAUCUCAGAAAGCCGGACUUGUACCGAAGACCAAGCCACGAUCUCGGAUAUUACAGGAUGGACCAUAUCGAGCAUCCAAGUCACCGCAGCAGAGCAGACUCAUUCCACGCCGACAGGGAGUAUCUGGCCCCUAUGGACAACGGUUUUCAGAGACACGACACCUUCAAGGCUUCCGGUAUGGAACUCGUAAAGCUGUUAAGGGAAGCCGAGCAAUACAAGUAUUCAGCAGACGAAGUGCAGGCAGCAAUUCUGCACUGCAAAGAAAUGAACCCGAUCGAUUGGCUCCGUGAAAAUUGGGACGCAACUAUAGCGAGCGUUCAAACACUAGCGACGCAAAUGGGUCGCGAAGGUCCCAUGAAUAUCGUGGGGACCGUCUCUGAAAGAGAAGCCAGAGAAUCCCUGCGGCAGCACAAGGGCAACCUGUGGCCUGCCGUGGAGGAGUGCGUCGAACAACGACAAAGAAAGUAUGCGGAGCUGGCCGCUCGUGGCGAUUUUAACCGGGAAGACAUCGUUACGGUUUUGACUGCGAAUCACGGUGACUUGGAAGCUGCGUACAACGAACUGAGUAAAACUCAGUUGAAACCUUUCUUAAUGAGGAUUUGGGGACCGCCGGUGGGUACUGAAAACGAGGCAGGUAAUGAGGGGGCCGCCGAAGAACGCUUUAGGGGUGAAGAAGUAGUUAACGAUGUUAAGAUAGUUAAAGAGGAAGAGAAAGCGGUAAGUAACAGCGCCCCUAUCGAUAGCGAAUCCCCUCAAGUAAGUACCACUUUCGAUACCACUAAUGGUGAUCGCGAGGAUUUAAAAAAACGACAAAAUUUUAAAACAGAAUCACAACAAAUCGUAGAAGAUAACAGUAGAGUAGAAUCGCUUAAUUUGAUAGAAAAAGAAAUAUUAAAGAACUUGGAGGAUAUUAACAAUUUUAGUGAGAACCUUGCCGUUACUAAUAUUACCGAUAGUCAGAACGAAGACAAAAUAGUAGUUAAAAACGAUAACAACAAAGUCGAAGUCGUGAAAAUGACGGAAAACAAAGUAUACGUGGAGAAAAGCAGCACAGUCAUUCAAGUCGUGGAUAACACUUACCUAAUCCCAUUCAUAGCAAGCGAUAAUCGCACACCGUCGAUGUCUGAAAGCGAGAGUAGCGACGAGUUACAAAACGUCGAAUUCGUAGAUGCCGUCGAGGAUCCAAUCUAUUCACCCCCAGCUGUAGAGAAGAACGAUUUACCCCAACCCAGUCCGUUGAAGAGGAAAACCAGUGUCAGUACUUUGAAUAUAACACUUGCGGGAGCUCACACUACUAACGACAACACCACUGCACCUAAAAGAGCCAGCAGUGAAGCGAGAGUAGUGCCCUUUGUGGAAAGUACAGCAAAAGAUGAGGUUGUAAUUGAAAGUACGGCUGCUAUAGUAUUGCAACCUCUCAAAAAAGAAACUAAAGCAACGCAAGUCGAGAAAAGUGGUCUCGUGAUCACCGAAGAAUCAUCAAAUUUUCAAAAUACUGAUGUUACUUGUGAGAAACAUGAAAAUAAUGUUCAUCUAGAAUACGAGAGUGGCGAAAAUGGAAGUGGUGUAAUACACAUCGAAAGUAGUUCAAAUGUACCGGAAAUAGAAGAAGAGAAUAUCAGUAUCCAAGAAAUAGAACCAGCUGAGGAAAAUCAGGAUUUAUCAAUACGAGUGCAAGAACAUGAAAAUGUUAAUGAUGAUUCUACAGAACAAAUAAUAAAGGUGGCAAAAAACGAAAUAAACCCCGAGAAUCAGCAAAUUUUAGAAUCAGCAGUGAAAGAUACACAGACAAAUAGCGAAGAGCAAACCGAUCAAAGCGUCAAUGACGAAGUGAUGCAAUUAGAGAUCACAGAGGUCGAAGUAAAAAAUGAAGAAAAAAUCGAUCAAAAUAUUGUCGAUGAUAGGAAUAAUUAUGAAACAAUAGUUAUUGAAGAAAACACAGAUCAAAUAGAAACUGAAAAAUUCGAUGACUGCAGAGAAUCAGUAACACAAUUAGUUGAGGAAAUUGGUUUAAACACUGACCGUACAAACACUAACGAUAAUUCGACAUCGAAAGAAGAUGGAGGUACAAACAAUGAGAUGCUAACCUCUAUCGAAUCGCCAUCUAUGUCUGGCCCACAACCUUUACGAGAACGGAAUGAGGCGAAAUCCACGGAAUCGAACAUAAAUUUAUCAGAUUCCUCUACAAAAAUCGAAAGUACAGUUUCAAAGUCCCAACGAAUUGAAAACAAAGAAAACAGCGAUACCUCAAAUUCAAUGUCCCGCAAACAAAAGAAGAGUUUGCGAAAGAGCAGGAAACGUGCCGAGAAACGAGCUUUACUUAGAGAAUCGAGCACGACAGGUUCUAGUAGUGAAGUACCUGAAAACACAGACACUGAAAACAAAAAGUCGAUAUUAGAAUCGACCGGCCUAGUAGUACAACAAGAAAAUAAGGAACCUGUUCAAGCUAAAAGUCCCAUAGGUCCAACAAAAAUCCAGAGAAAACGUCAUGUUAAGAAAAGUGACAGCCAGAAGUACUCAAAGUAUAGAAAUAAACUCAGUGAGGGAACCACAAAAACUGAAUUGAAGACAACUACAGAAGAAACAAAUGUAGACUCGCAAAUAAAGGAAGAACAUUCUGAACCUCCAAAGAAAUUACAGCAACCCGACAAAGUAGACGAUAAAACGGUUACUAGUUCAUCAUCACCAGAAUCUCCACCUGUCGUUGAAGGUGCCAAAGACCCACCGAAAGUCUCCACGACGAUACAAAUAGCACAAAACAAGCAAACGACAAUUCCAGUCGCCAAACGGCCAUCUAAAAUACCUUUGCCCCAGCAGCGAUCAUCGUUCAAAAGCGAACCAAAGUCACCUGACACAUAUUCGUCUACUAGCAAAAUACCCGUGAAAACUUCGAGUCUGCCGAGAAACAAGUCUAAACCAGAGGUAGUUAAAACUCCGAGGAAAGACCAAGAGAAGGAAGUUCUGGAUCAACCGAAGGAAGUUCUGGACCAAUCGAAGGAAGUUGUAGACCAACCAAAGCAAACAGAAGCGGAAUUGUCACAGGAGAUCUCUGAACCUCAAAAAAGUGUAGAAACCGAACGAGCCCCUUCUGCAAGCCCAAUACUAAAACCCAGUAAAUCUGGCGAAAUAGACAACGAAACAAGCAGUGUUGUACAAAUCGUUAAAACUUUAACUUCACAUCUGACUCAAACCAAGAAAAUUCAGCUGUCUUCCACCGCUAAGAGCUCCUUCGAUUCUACUACAAGCUCCAAACAGUUGUCCUACACCAAAUCGCUUGACAAUGACAGUGACUCGUCUGUUUCGGAGAGCAAUGUUGAAGAAUUGCUCGAUCCCAGUACAGAUGAGGAUAGUUACGAUGAAUUCGAAGAGGAAUACCAAGAAGUGAUCGAAUCCGCUUCGGAAGACUACGAAGAAUUCGACAAACGGAACGUGGAGAUGAGCAGGGAUUUAAACAUAAACUUAUCGCAGAUCAGCGCUAGGGUCAACAAGUUAACGACCAGCCUGAAGGAGAGCAAUAAGUAUAGCAUAGAAGAAACUUGUGAGUCGGAAGAAUAUCUGUCCGAUCCUGAGGACGAGGAAGGCGAAGAGGCACUAAUCGAGGACGAGUUCGAGGAAAAUGAGAUGGAAAUUUUAAGUACCGAUUUGAAAAUCGAACUAAAAGAACCCACCGAGAUAGAAAUAAUGGAGAGACAAGCAAGAAGGUUUCUAGCAGAAGGACAAGUCACCAACUACCAGCAGGCAGAAUUAGCAGUUAGCUUGAUGGCUCUGAAGUUUUCCUCUGAGCAGGCCCUCGAGGCGGUCAAGGAUUGUCAUUCCCUAGACGCUGCUAUUGCGUUUUUGCAGCAAGACUGCGAAUUGUGCGCCGGGAAGUACGCCAUGAACCAGAUCAUUUCCAUGCUGAAGUGCACCCACCGAUGCUGCCAGGAGUGCGCGAAGAACUACUUCACCGUUCAGAUCACCGAUCGAAGCAUAAUGGACUGCACUUGCCCCUUCUGCAAACAGCCGGAACUGACGAGCAGCAACCUGAACGAAGACGACAUCUCGGAUUACUUCGGCAACCUGGAUAUCCUGCUCAAAGGUAUCCUAGACGAAACCGUCCACGAGCUAUUCCAGAGGAAGUUGAGGGAUCGGACUUUGAUGCAGGACCCGCAUUUUAAGUGGUGUGUACAAUGUUCCUCGGGGUUCAUCGCACAUCCCAGACAGAAAAGACUGAUUUGUCCCGACUGUAAGUCGGUUACGUGUGCUAGCUGUCGGAGACCGUGGGAAAAACAGCACGAGGGCAUAACUUGCGAGCAGUUCGCAGCCUGGAAAGACGCCAACGACCCGGAGAACCAGGCGACGGCAGUCGCAAAGCACCUCGCCGAGAACGGCUUGGAUUGUCCGAAGUGCAAGUUCCGAUAUUCCCUGGCAAAAGGCGGUUGCAUGCAUUUCACUUGCACGCAGUGCAAACACGAGUUCUGUUACGGCUGCGGCAAGCCGUUCAUGAUGGGGGCCAAGUGCGGGAUAAGUCAGUAUUGUGCCAAACUGGGGCUGCACGCGCACCAUCCCAGGAACUGUUUGUUUUAUUUGAGGGACAAGGAGCCGCAGGAGCUGCAGAAAUUGUUGGAGGACCAUAAAAUUCCAUUCGAUACCGAGACGGUGGGGGAUAAAGAAGAAAACGCUUCGGCUGUGGUUAAGUGUUUGAUACCUUUGCAAAGGGAAACGCCUAACGGCCUCAUUGAUACGGUAUGCAGCAAUGAGGUCAAUCCCGGACAAGCUGGACUCUGCAGGCUGCACUACAUCGAGUAUUUAGUUGGGCUCAUUGGCAGACACAGGCUGGACCCGAUUUCUAUCCUGGACCUGGUUGAGGUGAGUCAGGAGUUGAGGAGGCGCGGCAGAGAGUUACCGGAACGGUCCGCCUCGUGUACGGACCAAGAGUACAGAAAUAUUUGCGCAAAGAUCGUUAUAGAGCAGAUACCUCUCGAGUGAAGGAAUAUCCAAAGUAUCAAUUUUCCAUUGACGAAUUUGUGUGAUUGUCAUAUUUAUG